UAAUCCAUUCCUCCCCUCGCUCUCCCCGGUGGGGGGGUGGGGGGGCCCGGUGCGGAGCGGGGGGAGCCCCGUUAAACCCCCCCCGAGCCCCCCCGAGCCCCCUCGCGCUGCUGCGGGGCGCCUCAGCGGAGCGGCGCGGCGAUCAGGCAGCGCGGCGAACCCCUAAGCGGCGGGGUCCUGGCGGCGUCGCCCGUGCGGGGGCGCCUGGGAGACCCCGCGCCGGGCGCCGCGGAGGCCUCACGUUGACAUGGAUGAUGAAGACGGCCGGUGCCUGUUAGACGUCAUCUGCGACCCGCAGGCCCUGAACGAUUUCCUCCAUGGAUCCGAGAAGAUCGACAGCGACGAUCUCCUGGACAACUCCGGGGACGCCGCCAGCGCCUUCUUCGAGGGGGCCGGGCUCCACGGGCAGGAGACGCCGGGGAACCCCCUGAGCGCCGAGCCCAGCCAACCGGCGGCCAGCGUGGACCUGGACUUCCUGGAGGAUGACAUCCUGGGCUCGCCGGCCGGCGCGGGCGCGGGCGCCGAGCAGCCGUGCGACAUCCUCCAGCAGAGCCUGCAGGAGGCCAACAUCACCGAGCAGACGCUGGAGGCCGAGGCCGAGCUGGACCUGGGCUCCUUCCAGCUGCCGGCGCUGCAGCCGGUGGUGCAGGCGGCCGACGGCGCGCCGCAGAUCUUCUCGGGCGGCGCCGCCGACCUGCUGGGGCUGCAGCCGCCGGCCGUGCUGGCGCCGCAGGCGCUGGUGCAGCCGCCCGACGUGGUCAACAAGGCCAUCAGCGUGCAGCCCUUCCUGCAGCAGGUGGGGCUGGGCAACGUCACCAUCCAGCCGCUGCCCAACCUGCCCGGCCUGCCCAACGGCAGCCCCGGCGGCGCGCUGGGGCUGGGCCCCAUCCAGGUGGUGGGCCAGCAGGUGAUGGCCAUCAACCAGCCGGCCGCGCCGCAGCUGCUGGCCAAGCCGGCGCCGGUGGCGGCCGUGGGCGGCUACAUCGCGCAGCCGGAGGCGGCGGCGGCGCCGGGGGCGGGCUUGGUGAUCCAGAAGAGCCUCCCGGCCGUGGCCACCACCACGCUGAACGGCAGCUCGGUGUUCGGCGGCGUGUCGGCGGCGUCGGCGCAGCCGCUCACCGUCACCUCGGGGCUGGGCGGCUCCUUGGUGCCGGCGCCCAACGUCAUCAUCCACCGCACGCCCACGCCCAUCCAGCCCAAGCCGGCCGGCGUGCUGCAGCAGAAGCUCUACCAGAUCACGCCAAAACCCUUCGCCGGCGCCGGCGGCGCCGCCGCGCUGGCGCUGCCCGGCGAGGCGCCGGCCAAGGCGCAGCAGAACCUGACCUUCAUGGCCGGCAAAGCCGCGCCCAACGUGGUGCUGCAGGGCUUCCCCCCCGGCGUCUUCAAGCCGCCGCCGCCGCAGCCGCCGGCGCUGGGCAAGUCCAUGAGCGUGCACGUGCUCAACCAGGGCGGCUCCAUCGUCAUCCCGGCGCAGCCCUUCCAGGGCCAGAACCAGUUCCUGCUGCCGGGCCAGCUGGCCGGCGCCUCGGCCGUGCCGCUGCCGCAGCCGCUCUCGGCGCUGCCGGCCAACGUGGGCGGCCAGCUGCUGCCGGGCGCCGGCCAGGCGCACAUCAUCGCCGGCCAGGGCGCCGGCGCGCAGCUGCUGGCCAACCCGGCGCUGCCGGCGCAGCUGCUCAACCAGAGCCUGGCGGGCCAGCUCAACCUGGGCCCGGUGCUGGCGUCGCCGGGCGCGGCGGGCACGGCGCACAUCCUGUCGGCGGCGCCCAUCCAGCUGCAGCCGGGCCAGCCGGCGCCGGCGCUCUUCCAGAUGCCGGUGUCGCUGGCGGGGACGCUGCCCAGCCCCGGCGCGGCGGCGGCGGCGGCGGCGGCGCCCACGGUGAUCCAGGGCGUGACGCUGGCCAGCCCCGUGGCCAUGCUCAACGCCGGCGAGGGCCUGGGCGCCGCCGUCGGGAUCCAGGCGGCCGCCGGCAGCCCCGGCGCAGCCGAGCCCGGCUCGGGCGGUGCCGCGCAGCCGCCGGCGCAGCCCAGCCCCGGCCUGGCCGGGAGCCCCGAGAAAAUCCUGCUGGGAACGGCGGCGGCGGCGCCGGUGCUGGGCCAGGAGGCCGUGCCCAUGUUCCUGCAGCAGGUGCCCCAGGGGCUGCUGCUGCAGCCGAAGCCGCCCCCGUCCAGCCCGGCGCCGUUCCCGGCUCCGGCCGCUCCCGUCCUGGUGCCGGCGGCUCCGGGAACGCCCGGCCCGGCCCUGGGGGGCACCAACGCCUCAGGUGCCGCCGUCGCCGUCCCGGCCGAGUCGAAGCCGUUCUCCGGCUCCGCCGCCCCCGGAGCCAAUCCCGGUGCCACCCCCGGUGCCACCCCCGGUGUCACCUCCAGUGCCACCCCCGGUGCCACCCCCGGUGCCACCCCCGGGGCCGUUCCCGGCGGGAAGGCGGCGCCGGCUCCGGGGAAACCGGGAGCGCCCAUCCCCCCCACGCAGCCCGCCCAGGCGAAGCCGCCCGGGCUCAAGGGCCCCCCCCCAACCCUCGGGGGGCGGGAAAGGCCCCCAGGCCCCGCCCACGGUGAGUCCCAAAAUCCCCCGAAUUCACCCCAAAAUCUGGGACUGGAGGCGAAGCUGGCGCUGAAGGCGGCGCCGGCGCUGCAGCCCAGUAAGGAGGCCUGCCUCCUGGAGCAGCUGCACAAGCACCAGGGCGCCGUGCUGCACCCGGAGCUGCGCAGCCCCUUCCGCUCGCUGGGCGACGCGCUGCGGCGCCUGCUGCCCUACCACGUCUACCAGGGCGUGCUGCCCGGGGAAACGGAGUGCCAGCGCGUGGACGAGGAGUUCGAGGCGGUGUCGGAGCAGCUGCUGCGCCGCACGCGGGCCAUGCUCAACAAGUACCGGCUGCUGCUGCUCGAGGAGUCGCGGCGCGCCAGCCCCUCGGCAGAGAUGGUGAUGAUCGACCGCAUCUUCAUCCAGGAGGAGAAAACGGCGCUGGCGCUCGACCGGCAGCUGGCGCGGGACAGGCCCGACGAAUACGUCUCCUCCUCCUCCUCCUCCUCCUCCUCCUCCCGCUCCCACCCCCUCCCCCCUUCCUCCUCCUCCUCCUCCUCCUCCCUCCCCCUCCCCCAACCCUCCCCCGCCCCUCCCCCGCCCGCCCCUCCCCCCCGCGCCCCCCAAGCUGCUGAUCAAGCACGGGGGGGCUCCCCGAGCGUCACGUGGCUGGGGGAGCCGCGGGACCCCCCCCGGGACGCGCCCCGGGAGCCGGCGUGGCGCGGCGGCGCCGGCACCGGCACCGGCACCGGUGGCGUGGGCGAGGAGGAGGCGCUGCCGGCGCGGAGCCGCCCGCCCGCCAUGAAGACGUACGAGGCGCGGAGCCGCAUCGGCCUCAAGCUCAAGAUCAAGCAGGAGGCCGGGCUCAGCAAGGUGGUGCACAACACGGCGCUGGACCCGCCCGGCAUCCCCCCGCCGCCGCCGGGCACCGGGGUCCCACCGGGCACCGGGAGCCAGCCGGGCAGCGGGGUGCAGCCGGGCAGCGGGGUGCAGCCGGGGAUCCGGCAGCUCAACGGGUCCCUGGAGAAGAAAACGCCGGGAGCGGCUCACGGCAGGGCGGGGGCGGCGCCCUGCCGGCUGCCGCUGAGGAAAACGUACCGGGAGAUCAACCGGGAGCACCGGGAGAUCAACCGGGAGAUCAAUCGAGAACACCGAGAGAUCAACCGGGAGCAUCGAGAAAUCCGGGGAGCACCGGGAGAUCAACCGGGAGCACCGGGAGAUCAAUCGAGAGCACCGGGAGGUGAACCGGGAGAGCCGGGAGAUGAACUGGGAGCACCGGGAAGCGCUCCGGGACAGCCGGGAGCCCGCCGAGCCGCGGGAGGCGCCGCGCUCGGAGCGCCGGCCGGUGAUCACGGCGCUGCGCCGGGAGCCGGCGCCCGCCGGCCGCGCCCGGCCCGGGAAGGGCCCCCCGGAGAGCCGUCGGACGGGGAGGAGGAGGAGGAGGAGGACGAGGAGGAGGAUGAGGACGAGGAGGAGGAGGAGGAGGAGGAAGGCUGCGGGACGUGGGGCGGGAAGCGGCGGCGCGCCGAGGCCGAGGUGGACAAGGCGUCGUUCAGCAGCGACAGCCCCCAGGACGAUUCGCUGAGCGAGCACCUGCAGAGCGCCAUCGACAGCAUCCUCAACCUGCAGCAGCCCCGCGGCGCGCCCGCACCGGCACCGGCACCGGGCAGCGCCGGCGCGGCCUUCCCGGCGCCCCCCCCGGCGCGGCCCCGAGCCCCUCGUGCCCCCCCCCAGCCACAACGGCGGCCUCGGUGCCGCGCGGGACGUGCACCAGAUGACGGCGGGGGGGCGGCGGGCACCGGCAUCGGGAUCGGACACCGGGAACGGGAUCGGACACCGGGAUCUGACCGGGAUCUGACCGGGAUCGGGACACCGGGAACGGGAUCUGACCGGGACACCGGGAACGGGAUCGGACACCAGGACACCGGGAUCGGACCGGGAUCGGGACACCGGGAACGGGAUCGGACACCGGGAUCUGACCGGGAUCUGACCGGGAUCGGGAUACCGGGAACGGGAUCGGACACCGGGAUACCAGGAUCUGACCGGGAUCUGACCAGGAUCAGCAUACCGGGAACGGGACACCAGGAACGGGAUCUGACCGGGACACCGGGAACGGGAUCGGACACCGGGACACCGGGAUCUGACCGGGAUCGGGGACACCGGGAACGGGAUCUGACUGGGACACCGGGAUCUGACCGGGAUCAGCAUACCGGGAACGGGACACCGGGAUCUGACCGGGAACGGGACCACCGGGAAUGGGAUACCGGGAACGAGAGAUACCAGGAUCUGACCAGGAUCGGGAUCUGACCAGGACACCGGGAUCGGGAUCUGACCGGGAUCGGGAUACCGGGAACGGGACACCGGGAUCUGACCGGGAUCGGGAUCUGACCAGAACACCGGGAUCUGACC
Messenger RNA from Passer domesticus (house sparrow), 4930 nucleotides. RefSeq names its product BRD4 interacting chromatin remodeling complex associated protein (gene BICRA). The record is from RefSeq and is a predicted model, not a curated record. Gene Ontology annotation, biological process: positive regulation of DNA-templated transcription. NCBI's taxonomy places the organism in Eukaryota, Metazoa, Chordata, Aves, Passeriformes, Passeridae. Gene Ontology annotation, cellular component: SWI/SNF complex.